AUGGAGCCCUUUCAGGAGACUUCAGUGGCAGUUCGUAUAACUAAGAAUACACUAAUUAUAUACAAAGACCACUUUAGUGAUGCUGAGGAAGAACAACAAAGGCUGUCCUCCCCACGGGCCCCACCAGGCAGCUCGAAGUCGAAAUUCUUCACGAGGUUCGCCACCGUGUGCUCUAUAGCAGCGGCCGCAAACCCAAUCCCUGGGCAGAUCCUCCGCCCAGCCCCAAACGGGAUCAGCUCGAAAUCGAACCCCCUGAAGUCGACUGUCGAGUCCAAGAAUCUCUCGGGCAUGAACCUCUCGGGCUCCUGCCAGCAUGUCGGGUCCUGCCCGAUGGCCCACGCGUUGAUCAAAACCAUUGUCUCGGGCUCGAUAUCGUACCCCAUAAAGUUCACGUGCUCUCGGGCCGCGUGGAAGUAUAUGGCCACCGGCGGGUGGGCCCGGAAAGUCUCCUUGAUCACGGCCUUGAGGUACGACAUUCUCUUGAUGUCAUCUUCGGUUAUUCCCUUUUUGCCCUUCGUAAUCCCUCGCACUUCGUCUUGCAGUCUCUUCAUCACGUGCGGGUGGCGAAUGAGCUCCGUCAUCACCCACGUUAGGGUCCUUGCCGAGGUCUCAGUUCCCGCUCCAAGAACAUCCUGUUUUCCGAGAGAUCGAUUAUAUAUCUUUGACGGAUAUGAGGUCGAUCGACAUGCCCGAGACCUCGCCUUUAUAUAUCCCGAGCAAUAUAUCCAUAAAGUUCUCCUUCUCACCACUCUCUUUCUCCAAGUGAUCUCUAACAACAUUACUCAUAAUUUCAUCGAGUUCCCGCGCGCAUUUGUCGAGGGCCGCGUUGAACCCGUUGAGCCCGUUGAUCCAAGCCAGCCACGGCACGAACUCCCCCAACGUGAAGUUGAACAUGAGGCCCACAGCACGGUCCAUGACCUCUAG
This is a messenger RNA of Striga asiatica, 924 nucleotides long. The record is from the annotation of a GenBank genome assembly. Lineage: Eukaryota; Viridiplantae; Streptophyta; Magnoliopsida; Lamiales; Orobanchaceae.